Messenger RNA from Colius striatus (speckled mousebird), 2352 nucleotides. It is a transcript of the gene APEH, whose product is annotated as acylaminoacyl-peptide hydrolase. Gene Ontology annotation, molecular function: serine-type endopeptidase activity. The record is from RefSeq and is a predicted model, not a curated record. The coding region runs from base 11 to 2260 and encodes 749 amino acids. Lineage: Eukaryota; Metazoa; Chordata; Aves; Coliiformes; Coliidae. The transcript has 22 exons. Gene Ontology annotation, biological process: proteolysis.
GCAAGGCCCCAUGGCCUCAGGGACCCAGCAGGGCACAGAGGCAGCCAGUGGCCCUGCCGCCUGCUACAGGGAGCUGAGCCGGUUCCCUGCCGUCACUCGCGCUGCCCUUGGGGCCACCCUGGGGGCACAGUCCUUCUUGCUCCACACCGAGUGCAGCCGCCCCGACCCCCCGCGCCGCCGGCUCCUGCGCUUCAGCCGCCACUACAGCCUGCGGUGCACGGGCAAUGGCGGCCUCGCCGUCAGCCGGGCAGCGCUCAGCGCCGAGAUCCACAACCAGCUCCUCAGCCAGGACUCGCCCACGGGGCAGCACCGCGUGGUGCUCAGCCGCUGCCCACGGCAGUGCCACGAGCUGCUGGAGGUGUGGGGCAGCAGUGGGCGCAGCCACAGCGUAGACCUCACGGCACUGGGGAAGCAUGGGGAGGUCUACACAGAGGGGCCCUUCGCCUGCCUGGCCUGGUCCCACUCAGAGAUGCGGCUGCUCUACGUGGCUGAGAAGAGCCGCCCCAAACCACGGCCCCCCAGCCCCUGGGAUGUGCCAGGAGCAACCAGGAUGGCGGAGGAGAGCGAGGAUGAGGAGGGUGAGCAGUUCCUGUACCAUGAGGACUGGGGGGAAGCUCUGAGCACCCGCAGCGUGCCCGUCCUCUGUGUCCUGGACCUGGAGAGCUGCAGCGUCUCAGUGCUGGAGGGCAUCCCGGCGCACCUCUCUCCUGGCCAGGCCCUGUGGUCCCCAGAUGACUGCGGUGUGGUGUUUGUGGGCUGGUGGCAUGAGCCCUUCCGCCUGGGGCUGAGAGCCUGCUCCAACAGGAGGUCAGGGAUUUUCCACUUGGACCUGGCCAGCGGGCGCUGUGAGCUGCUGUCGGCCGAGCACGGUGCCACCUGCUGCCCCCGGCUCAGCCCUGAUGGCCGCCGCCUGCUCUACCUGGAGGGGGGCCUGGGGGGGCCCCACCGGCAGUGCCUGCGGCUGCGCAUGGUGAGCAGGGCCCCGUGGGUGCCGGGCACAGCUGUGCUGCCGCUGUGGGACCCAGCCGACUGUCUCACCUGGCAGACGAGGCAGACGGUGACGGUGCUGGACGUGGUGCAGGAGCCCACAGAGGCCUUUGCUGGGUUGUACGGGGAAGCCCUGCCGCCACGGUGCUGGGCGGCCGACAGCCGGCGAGCCGUGCUGGGCACUCCGCAGCGCAGCCGCACGGACCUGCUGCUCGUGGACACGGAGGCAGCCACCGUCACCAACCUGACGGCAGGGUCACCUGAAGGGUGCUGGGAGCUGCUCACUCUCCAGUGGGACGUGCUGGUGGCCACCUGCUCAGCCCCACACCGACCCCCCAGCCUGGUGGUGGGGCUGCUGCCACCGGCGGGCCAGGAGCUGCCUCUCCGCUGGGUGCUGGUGGAGGAUGCCCCAACAGUGCCUGGUGUCACCUGGAAGACCCUGACAGUCCAUCCACCCUGCAGGGAGCAGUGUUCCGCCGCAGAUGGUACCCAGGCCUUCGAGGCCCUGCUGCUGAGCCCUCCGGACGGCACAGCCCCGCAUCCUCUCGUCGUGUGUCCCCACGGUGGCCCCCACACUGUCUUCGACGCCCGCUGGCGCCCGGGCAUGGCUGCACUGUGCCGGCUGGGCUUUGCCGUGCUGCUGGUGAACUACCGUGGCUCCCUGGGCUUCGGCCAGGCUGGCAUCAGCUCCUUGCUGUCCCGUGUGGGUGAGCAGGAUGUGGCAGACACCCAGCUGGCAGUGGAGCAGGCGCUGGGCAGCGAGCCCCUGGACCCCCACCGCCUGGCCCUGCUGGCUGGCUCCCACGGAGCCUUCAUCGCCCUCCACCUCCUCACCCGCGAGCCUGAGCGCUACCGAGCCUGUGUCCUGCGCAGCCCCGUCUGCAACCUGCCUGCGCUGCUCGGCACCUCCGACAUCCCGGACUGGCGCUACAUCUCCCUGGGGCUGCCCUACACCUUCGAGCGGGUGCCCCGUGCCGAGGACGUGGCCACCAUGCUGCUGCGCUCGCCCAUCGCCCAGGCACACCGGGUGCAGACACCGGUGCUGCUGUGUGUGGGGGCCCGAGACCGGCGCGUCAGCCCGACGCAGGCGCUGGAGCUGUACCGGGUGCUGCGGGCCAGGGGGGUGCCGGCGCGGCUGCUGUGGUACCCGGAGGGCGGCCAUGCACUGGCUGGCGUGGAGACAGAGGCCGAUGUGUUUGGGAACUGUGCCCGCUGGCUCCUCCAGCACCUGGGGCCGCCCCGGCGGGAUGAGACGGGCCGGCACAGCCCUUAACUCCCACCCUGGCCCUGCAGCUGUGCCGUCCCUGGGGUGGCCACUGGCCCUGAGCACCACAGCAGGACCAGAGGCGGAUGGAGCUGGGGAGA